Anopheles funestus (African malaria mosquito) is the source of this 1182-nucleotide messenger RNA. RefSeq lists its product as uncharacterized. Gene Ontology annotation, cellular component: late endosome; lysosomal membrane. The record is from RefSeq and is a predicted model, not a curated record. Bases 95 to 982 code for a protein of 295 amino acids. The transcript has 4 exons. NCBI's taxonomy places the organism in Eukaryota, Metazoa, Arthropoda, Insecta, Diptera, Culicidae.
GGUCGUCUUAGUUGUUCUCUCGAUGUCAGUUGGUGUGUAGCAUCCAUUGGAACCGAUACAAAAAAAUAGAGGCACUCUGUAAAAGUAGAGCAAAAUGUCGACGUCGUUUCUAACUCGUGGUUUAUCGUCGUUUCUGUUUAAAUCGUUUGCUAUCGGAUCAUCUAGCACGGCUGGCCGGAAUGCUGCUCCCAAUCAAUCGCUCUUCCAUUCCACCAGCAAUACCGAACCAGAAGAUUCUAUACGCUUUGAUAAGCUACAAACCGUACCCAGUGCUUGCAUCCAAUUGUUUGUUACACUUGCACUGACGAUCAUUUCGGUUAUAUAUACGCUUCAGCAGUGUGAUACCACAACGGUAUGUUUAUAUUACUACAUGCUGCUUUACCUACGAGGCGUGUAUUGGGCGAUUAUUUACUUAAUCCAUCUCUACACCAAAAGUCGGCACCUUUGUCUGAACCGCUGUGGCCACCAUUCCUUCGCUACGAAGGUUCACCGGCACAAAAAAUCCUGCCUACAGCUGGUAACGCUAUCGAACAUGAUCCUGCUGGUUGUCCACACGGCAUUGGGACAUUGCUUCGGGGAAACGUUUAUGCAACGUUGUUUCGUGGAUGGCUUUUCCUCCGUUGUGUUUGUUGCAUCUUUCACCCUUCUAGAGACGGUGAUUAUUGUACCGGUACAGCUAUCCUACAUCGUUCACGUUCGAGUGUUCAAUCUCACACGACCAAUGCCGGACGCGCAACAGAACACCAACGAUUUAAGCCUACGUAUAUGCCCCAGCGAAGACUACAGUGUUAACGAUAGCUUCAAGAGCAUUACGGAUCCGAAGGAAUUUAUCCUGCUCCAAUCGGCGAUGAUAAGCAAGCUGAAGCAGGAGAACAGUCAGCUUCGUAACAAGAUUCAGGAGGCAAAAAAUUUAGUGGAACUUGUUCCGAACCAAUCGCUUAACUACUCUCUGGCAGAGCAAUCAAUCGUUGGAGGAUAUUGAUAAGACGCUACAUUAUUUGAAUUUGCAGAUAGCAAACGGUAUUGUUUAUGUUUACACAAUUAAAAUGUACUACCUUCUAUGUAGUAGCACGGGAACAUCCUUCCUUUCGCACUGGUACUGUUUCGUAUACUAAAAAUAUCGUUAUUUAAGAAGGCAGACAACGAUAUUCGUGAAUUAAUAAAUUUGUCCUUAUUAACUGU